Molecule: messenger RNA, 2979 nt
Organism: Clavispora lusitaniae ATCC 42720
Lineage: Eukaryota; Fungi; Ascomycota; Pichiomycetes; Serinales; Metschnikowiaceae
Gene: ZCF20
Product: Zcf20p
Biological process (GO): regulation of DNA-templated transcription
Molecular function (GO): DNA-binding transcription factor activity, RNA polymerase II-specific; zinc ion binding
Source: RefSeq, a predicted model, not a curated record
AUGGAAAAGAAGCUGCGCAAGCGCGUGCCGUUGUCAUGUCUCAACUGCAAAAAGCGCAAGGUGCGCUGCGACAAGAAGAAGCCAUGUACUGGAUGUGUCAAGAACAACGUGGCUCAUCUCUGUGUCUAUGUGGAGCCUUCGUGGGUAGAUCCCAGGAUGAAGGUUGCAGCGAGUGGUGAAGUGGUCGUCUUGCCCGUUGAAGAGCUGAAAGAGUACCAGGAGCUUCGAAAAUCAUUGGAAGAGAAGGAGCGUGAGGUUAGUCAACUCGAAGCCCGAUUGGAACGAGCGCUUCCUCUGCUUCCUCCCCCACAAAAGGAGAUGCUCCCAACAGGGGAAAAUUUUACGGUUUCAAUCCUAAGCAAACUUCGCGUGAGUGGGUCAGGGGAGCCAAGGGUUGCAAACGAUCUGUUUUACACUAUGAGUGGGUUUCGUCGAAAGAGAGCGUUGGCCACGAGCACGGCGCCUAGCUUGUACCUGUGGCUCAACACCAUCAAGCUUGAUCCUCAACUCACUGCUCUUUGGUAUAAGAUCACGAAUUUGCAGAAAUCGUACCAUCUCUACAAGAAGGGGCUCCUAAAUGAAAGACGUGCGGAAUCGCCUAGUUGUGGCCAUUCACAGUGUCCUGUGGUGGCAUGUGAGUUUAACAUGAUGGUAGAGGAUGCCAGCAGGCCCGGCACUCCUAUGAGCUCGUCGGUAAGCGUAAAGAGUGAGUCUACCGAUGAAACUGAGAAACUUUUCAAACGUUUCAAUGGUGGUGCAGUUGAUUUGCUCACGCAGCUCCAGAAAAUGUGGCUGGAAAUCUGCAACUAUGGUCGUGGCAACGAAAAGUUGACCUACGCACAGCUUAUGUUUUUGGUGAAGUUUUAUCUUAGUUCACACAUACCAACAUGUGAAAUGGAAUCACGCACCAUUUUUCGCUUUUUUGGGGCUGAAAUCAUGGGCUUGAUCCAUCAAGAUGGUGAUGAAGCCCGUUUAGACAUUGCUGUUUUUCUGCCAAAGAUGAGUGACUCGGAGGUAUACAAUGAGUUACGCUUGAAGGGUGUGUAUCUUUCAAUGUUGGGGUUGAUAGUUGAAGAGGCUCUUGAUUUUUUGCGUAUGCGGAGUGGUAUAAACGACUCCAUCACUCGCGAUUUUCAUGAAAUGUUCCCAUUAGAGGCUUUACAUCAAGGCUUGGGACAUAAACGAAGUUUUGUUUUGAAUUCGGUGUGUCUGUUUGCAUCUGCCACACCGUACGAAAUGAACAAUCUGUUGUGUUUUAUCUCUUUGCGUGUGGCGAUUCUAAACAGGCUACUAUUACUUUACAAACGAGAAAAUGUGGCUAUCGACGUCCGUACUUCCUUUUCUAAUCAGCUUCUUGCAGUGUUGGAACUUUUGUAUGAUGACGGAAACACAUUGGAGAUAUGGACUGAUCCCGCGAUUGUUCAAUUCCUUAGUGCAGAAUCAACACCACAACGGCAAUUUGAAUUGAAUAUUCUCUUGUGUCAGCUCUGGUGUGAUCUCUUGCGCAUUAUAAAUAUCGUCACUUUUGGCCUUGUGCCCAUUGUGAAGCAUACGGACCGCUUGAAUCGUCUCGUGGACUUUUUUCUACUAUGCAUAGGCGAAGCGGAACCAUAUCGUUCCCAUACGAGCUUUCUAGAGCAAUGUCAAAGCCAAGAACUGCCCGAUCACAUUCAGAACCUAAUAACUUCGACAAAAAAUUUCUAUUUAAUUGCAAAAGCGUCGCUAUUGUUACGCUCUGGGAUUAUGGGAGUUUUCCACCGAAUUACUAUAGGUGAUUUGACUAAUCUUGUGGCAGAUGUAUCAAAUGCCAGCGAGGAGUUAGGUCUUACAAAACUCAAAAUGACACACUACUUUGAGAUCAAAGUAAUCCUUAACCAUUUGCUGCUUUUCUUUACAUUCCUCACUUGCUUACAAUGUGAGGAGAAGGGAGACAUUGAUACAGUUGGCAAGCUCAUACCUAUUCUUUUCUCGAAAUGUGUUGACAUAAAUAAAUUUCUUCAGAGCAGCAUCAUUCAGUUUUCCAAGGUUACCUACUCAAAGUACGUUUUGGCGGCAAUUAGUGAAACAAUUUCGCUGUUCAGUCAUAUAAUUGCUGGGCUACUCAUACGUUUUGUAGCCGAAAAUAACGGCGACCAUGGUACAUCCUCUCCAACCCCAAAUCCAGCAUUUCUCAUUUACGCCUUGCAACUCGAGAGAGAUUCCCCGAUUGUUAUUCCGGUUUCAACAAAAGAAAUGGUGAUACAAGAGACAUAUCAGACUGUUAACCUUAUUGAAACGAGCUUGGGAAAAGAAAGUCAAAUUCGUGCGACGAAGAUAUGGAGGUUUUAUAUGACGUUUAUCAGAAACUCUCAUAAAAUGAACCCUGCAGCAUAUGCAAAGCUUCACGAGAGAGCUUUUGGUUCAGAGCGUCUCAUUGAUGCUUGUCCUGUCAUGUCAAAUCCUUCGAAGUCCUAUCCAAUCUCUUCGGUUCGAUUGGAACAAGGCUCUUGUCCCGUACUUCAUCCAGCAUCACCAGUUCCCAUGGUUCCCAAGUCAUUGAGUCAUCGAAAUUCCUCCUCAAUUUCAGGUACAAUCUCAGUAUGUCCCGUUUCACUGAGCAGCUCUGUAUUGCAGUCACAGCCAUCAGACCUGGAGUCUCAGAAGCGACUGUGUCCUUUCAAUCAUGAGGCACUCAGAAACGCCAACAGCCAUACUUUUCAAGAAAGUAAAAUGAGACAGUCUGUCUCGAAGGAGGAAGCCGAAGACGGUUGUCCUUUCUCCAAAAGAUCCCGACCUGCUACUAUGCCUCUGCUCCGAACACUUUCUUCCUCGAAUUUGGCGACGCCAGUCCAGAAUAAUCCUUUGAGUCCUACAAACCUUGACUUAAUCGAUUGGGACACCCUCCCCAAUUUCAAUUUCGACCUAGCUAGUGAUGAAAACUUGUCUCUCCAAAUUAACAAUGAUUCCCGAGGAAACUUGAUCGAGAAUAUGUUUCAAUAG